This is a messenger RNA of Styela clava, 969 nucleotides long. Lineage: Eukaryota; Metazoa; Chordata; Ascidiacea; Stolidobranchia; Styelidae. The record is from RefSeq and is a predicted model, not a curated record.
GAAAAAAAUGCAGAUAAGAAAGUAUCCUCCAUGCUUGAAGAAUUGUUUCGAAAAAUGGAUGACAGUAAAGGUCCGGUAGGUACAAGCAAACUCAAAGACAAAUACAAAUGGGAAACUUUUGAAAAUGAUAUAGGUUUGGACGGUUUCGGUUUACUUUAUUUUAUUUUACCAACUCUUGAAGAAGAAAUGAAAGGCACAAGUGUUCAAGAUUUAAUUCCGUCUAUGUUUGAGGGAGAAUUGCUUAACUAUAUACGUUGUUUCGAUGUGGAGUUUACAAAACAGUGGAAAGAAAAGUUCCAUGCCUUGCACUUACAUAAUAGUAAAGGGGUGAUUGAUUCACUUCAUAAGUUUAUUGAACCCGAAAUUCAGGAUGGAGAACACAAAGUACGAACCGACAUCCACGGAUUACAAGAAGGAGAAAGGGGAGUAAAACUGCUUACACUGAGUCCAAUUUUAUGUUUGUAUUCGGAGAGAUAUCGAAAAAAGUUUUUGGAACCAUACGAAUUUUCGAGAAAACUAGAACUUGAUGAAUUUUUGGACAUUCCAGAUCCUAACGACAAGGCAACAUAUGUGCUACAUUCUUUACUCAUUCACAGGUGCAAACUCGAUGGUCAAAACAGUGAUGGUAACUAUCAUGCUUUUAUUGAUCCUAAAUGUGAUGGCAACUGGUUUGUUUUUGAUCAUGAAUUAGUAGAGAAAUCUGAUGAAGAAGAGAUGCUUCGAGAAGGAUUUGGUGGGGUAAUUGAUGGCCAGUUAUACCGUCCAUACUUCUUCUUUUAUAUCCGAGAAAGCAAGAUAAACGAAAUUCUAUUGGGAUAAAGAGUAUACAUUGAAAACUCAGGGAAUAUAAAAGAGCCGUUUUGUGCUUAUCUGUUGCUAGAAUUAUGGCGCACCCAAAGUGAUGCCACGCGAUGCCAAACUAUAUUAAAAAAAUGAUGAAAAACUUGGUUGCGAUUUGGAUAUUCCUAA